Messenger RNA from Homarus americanus (American lobster), 3122 nucleotides. RefSeq names its product FMRFamide-related peptides type HF-4-like (gene FMRFa). NCBI's taxonomy places the organism in Eukaryota, Metazoa, Arthropoda, Malacostraca, Decapoda, Nephropidae. Gene Ontology annotation, biological process: neuropeptide signaling pathway. The record is from RefSeq and is a predicted model, not a curated record. Bases 128 to 1204 code for a protein of 358 amino acids. The transcript is spliced from 5 exons.
UCGAAGAGAGUCGCACUCCCUUGCUACCAUCACUCCAGCGAGCACCUACCACUUGCUCGCUCCCAGACACACAUACACCACCACGGAUCUUAACCUCCCCUCCAUCUCCAAACUGGGAUCCUCAGACAUGAUUGUAGCGGCGUGGGUUCUCCUUACCACCCUCACUUGGUGUUGCCAAGCCCACGCAGCCCCCGUGCCGCCCGUGGUUGCCGCCCUCGACCCACCCACUGAUGCCCUCUUACCCGCCCAGAGCCAAGAAGAUGACCUGUUCGCCCUCCCAGAAAAAAGAUUAUUGAAGUACUUCCUCCCCGCCAGCCAAGCAUGGGGUGGUGACGCUUACCCCAUCGGCCAGGAAGGCACCAAGCGUGGUUAUAGUGACAGGAACUAUCUCAGGUUCGGUCGUAGUGAUGAUAACAGCAAGAGGAGCGGCCGUAACUUCCUCAGAUUCGGUCGAUCAGACACCAACGACUACGAAGGAGAAGAGAUGCCCGAGUCUCCUGAAAAGCGAAACCGCAACUUCCUCCGCUUCGGCAGAGACCAGAACCGCAACUUCCUCAGGUUUGGACGUUCAGGAUCACCCAUGGAAUUCGCCACCGACCUUCAGGAGGAUGUAGAACUACCUGUAGAAGAAAAGAGAGGCGCCCAUAAGAACUACCUUCGCUUCGGCAGGGGAAACAGGAACUUCUUGAGGUUUGGCCGUGGUGACCGCAACUUCCUUAGAUUUGGCCGCUCCGUCGACCGUCAGCUGAGCUCCCUCUCCUGUGAAGAUUGUGACGAGGAACAGAAAGCCCGCGAAUUCACCUCCACUCCCUCUCCCACCACCAUCCAGCCUCUGGCCCGCACCAAGCGUGACGUGUCUGCAGUCCUCAGCGACGACAGCAUCGAGUCCUCUGUGUUGAGGCAAAUUAAUGCUCACCGCAUCAAGAGAGCCGCCGCCCAAAACUUCUACAUCCCUAUGGCCUGGGCCAGUGAACUACAGCCCGAGGAGGACGGCAUCGACGUCACAUCCUUCGAGGAACCACAAGUAGCCAAACGCUUCAGCCAUGAUCGUAACUUCCUCAGAUUCGGCAAGCGAGAUGGCUCUGAUGACUACCCCUCUUCCUCCUCCUCUGCUGAGUCUCCCGCACCAGUGGUAGUGGUGAGGCCCGUCGAGUACCCCCGCUAUGUGAGGGCGCCUUCCAAAAACUUCCUCAGGUUCGGUUGAACUGGAGAAGAUGAUGAUGACUUCCACCCUUACCUCAGACCUCUCCUACCCCCUAGUGAUCCUCUGGACCUUACGACAAUACCCAUGUAUACCCUAGUGUAACCUGCCUCAAUGUUUGCUACCAUUAUUAUCUUUUUCGAUAAUGACGAAUGAUUCCUCCCCAUCCUCUCCAUUUACACUAUAAUAAUGUACACAAGUUAUGGGAGAUCAACGUCAAAAGCUCAGUGAUUUGGAAGUUCAGCCAAUUUAUAUACUGUAUCUAUAUUAAUCAGUAAACUGUGUUAGUCAGACCAGGAAAUAAAGCAUUAAAGUUGGUGAUCUAUAUAUAUAUGCAGAUGAUAACUACAUACCCAUCAACCCUACAUGCAGUAACAGCGCUGAUAACAUUGAGAUAAAUGGAUUACUGUGUCUCUGAGUGUACAAGUAGUGUGUCUGUGUGAACAUUGUACAUAAACUCCUGUGAGCCUCGGACAGGGCAAGUUAGCAGGCACUCGAGUGUGGGGUGUUGCUACCUAUAAGAAAUAUAUUUUUACUUAGAACAUUAUUUAACCUAUAUGUAGGAAUAUAUAUUUCUACUUAUGAAAUUACUUUAGUUAUAUGUACAAAUAUAUAUUUUUACUUAUAAAACUACUUUAGUUGUAUGUAUAGAUGUAUAUUUUACUUAUAUUUAAGUUACAUAUGUAAAUAACUAUUUUUUUACUUGUGUUAACUAAGUUCUAAAGACAUACGAACGUUGUGUUAUCACUAAGAGUUCUAAGGUUAUUUACUUGACCCUAGUACAGUAUAGUGUUACACCUUGGAGGUGCUUUAGUUCUGACAAAGGCUGGAUAUCUUUGUGAAGAUCAUCAUAUAGUUUAUUUUUUUACCUCUGUUCCAUUAUUACUUCUAGAUACUUCAACCGAGUGAUAUUUAAAUCUAGUCAAUAAAUGACCUGUUGCUACUGUUUGAAUUGUUUUUAAUCAUAUUGCCUUAAUCCCUGUUACGCCUCUACCGGGUACAGUACAGUAUAUCAUUACUACAUAUCCGUAUUGCAAGUUGGCAAUUACUUCAAAUACUCGUCAAGUAGUGAAUACAUCAUUAUUGUUAUUAUUAAGUGUACAUGGCUGGUGUUAUAUAUCAUUAGGCAGUUGGGUGUGUUCGGAAGAAGGAAUUUUUGAUCAGGUUCUGUAUUUCAUUUGCCAAUCAUAAUAGUCCACGGUUGCAAGAAGACUAGCUGUUGGUCGACGAUACAAGCCUGCAAAUUGAUGAGUGGAAAUCCUUGAUAAAAAAAAAGCCGAUCUGAUCAAAACAUUACAUUCCGACACGCUCAAAAAUGCGAUAAUCAUAAACUAUUUUGUUGGAAAUUUGUCCUUUGAGACACCGAGGAGGGAUCGAGUGCCCGCCAACUCGAAUGUCAUGAGUGAGCGUUAUACCCGUGUUAGCAGGAGACCCGUACCGUGUGUGAGGGCGUGAGAGAGCAGUUGUGGCUCCCUCUUGUCAGUGUCACAAUACUACACACUGGCUGAGACAUAUUAAACCGUAAUCCCUGUUGGUUUUAUCUCGGGAACAGUGACGAAGCAACAACCUGUUUCUUAGUCUGGGAAUAUUUAUUAAAGUUAUUGAUGCUAUUCAUAUGAGGUGAAAAUUAAGCAGUUACCCGUUUUCUGAUAUUUUUAAAGCUGAGAUGAAAAUUUGAAGACGCAGUAACAUUAAUUUUCCUAGGUACGAGUAUUUAUAUAACUUGAAACUAGGAGAAAACAAUGAAGCAAUGACCCCGUUUUUUUAUAUAUUUUAUGUGGUAAUAGUUGUUGGAGUUUCAUUAGAGAGAUGCCUGAUACUAUUGAAGGAAAAACAGAAGCGGGGACUCAGUUAACACCAUUCUUGGCGCGACAUAUAGAGUCAACCCUGCAGUUUGUUGAAAUAAAUGUUUAUUUCUCAA